AUGUCGCAGCCUGACCAGGGCAUGACUUUUGUAUCAGACAUCUCCGCUCGCCCGCGUGCGUUCAAGACCGGAAACCACAAGAAUGCUUCGAUGUCUCGCCCGGUCCCUGCAAGAAACCUGUAUCCGAGUUCUCUACGCACUAUUCUAUUGUCGGGAUGCCAAAGGGCUGGGUUCCAUUUUAGGCACAGCAAAUUAUUCCUCAACCAAUACAGCGAUUUCUCGGAUAUCAUGCGUUCUGGUAUGGCGAGCGGUAUUUCCCCAGAGCCAUUGCAGCUGCACGAGCUGUAUCAUCCUGAUAAUCGACUCUGA
Molecule: messenger RNA, 309 nt
Organism: Penicillium brasilianum
Lineage: Eukaryota; Fungi; Ascomycota; Eurotiomycetes; Eurotiales; Aspergillaceae
Source: the annotation of a GenBank genome assembly